AAACUGCUUAAGUAAUUUAAUAUACUAAUACACUUUAUAUUUUGUUGUUUGAACAUGCGCCGCAUAAUCAAAUUCUUAAACAAACUAAGGAAAUUUCGUCCGAAACUGGGUAGCCAGCAACAGUUUGAAGAGCCGUGUCGAACCUCAGCCCAGCAAUUCAAGAAACGCAGUUUAAAUGUUUCAUGUACAAAACCCGGCGACAAUACAAGAAAAAGAACUCAAUGCAGCGAGCAGCUCGAAACUGAUUGGAAAAAAUCAAACUGCCAAUUAGAGAAGCCCUGCGAAGAAGAAGAGGAAAAAGCUGAAGCUGAAGCUGGCAAUGAAGCCGUUUGGCCAAUAUUGAAAAAAGUCCUUUUGAUGUGCGCUGGUCAGCAAAAACCGCUCUACAGUCAAGCGGACAAUAUUGAGGGCAGCCUGGUGGAUGUGCUGGAAGUGCAGCGUUUUGUAAGCGAUGUAUUCAUGGCUUUGGAAGUGCCACCAAAGGCGGCCAGCGAAAUGUCUGAUGUGCUAAUUGCUGCUGAUUAUAUGGGACAACGUCAUAUGGGCAUACAUCGACUGCCAGCAAUAGCAGCGGAUCUGCUUAAUCUUACAGUCGAUCCGCGCAUGCAGCCCAAGAUUAUUUGUGAACGCAAAGCGCUGGCUUUGGUGGAUGGGCAGAAUGCACCGGGUCCGGUGGUGGCCAACUUUUGCAUGGACCUGGCCAUGCGCAAGGCGCGUGAUGAAGCCAUUGGCUUUGUAGCUGCCAGACAUUCCAACAACAUUGGCAUGGCUAGCUGGUAUGCCUGCCAGGCUUUGGCACAGCGUUUGAUUGGACUAUGCAUGACGAAUGCGCCGCCAGUGCUGGUGCCCAGUGGUGGCAUUGAGCCGCUGCUGGGCGGCAAUCCCAUUUCCUUUGCCGCCUCUAGCACUUGCGAACAAUUUCUGGUUGACUUGGGCAUGGGUGCGCAAACGAUUGAGCAACUGGAGCUGGACUACUGCAAUGGGCACUUAACCGAGCUGCCCUCAGCGCAGUUGGCACUGGAUUGCCAGGGAGUGCCAACUACUUGUGCGGCCGAAGCGUUGCGUGCGCAGCGACUGCACGCUUUUCAGCCAGAGUACAAGGGCUUUGGCUUAGCUGCCAUGGUGGAUGUGCUGUGUGGCGUCUUGACUGGCGCCAGCUAUGCAACACAGCUGCGACGUCGCGGCAUUUACAGCACUCACAGCCAAAGCGCUGAUCUAGGUCAGAUUUUUGUAGCCAUAGAUCCCAUGCACUUCUCGGCGAGAUUCGACGAGCGACUGGCGGAUUUUCAUCAGCUACUGCGCCAAGGCAGCAGCUGCAAUGCGCCACUUGUGCCUGGCGAUCAGGAGAUGCUGCAUAUGCAACAGGUGGACAAUCAAGGAGGCCUCAUCAUAUCACCUUGUACGCUCAGCGUGCUGCAGGAGCUGGGCGACAGUUUCAAUAUUGAUGCGCUCUGUGUUAAAACUUGUGACAAGCAGUAAGCGUACAAAAUAAAAGUGCAAACACUUCAUCAAAUCAAGUAGUUGCUCCGCUUUGUGCUCUUGCAAAGCUUUGCAAUAAAGAAACA
Molecule: messenger RNA, 1565 nt
Organism: Drosophila busckii
Lineage: Eukaryota; Metazoa; Arthropoda; Insecta; Diptera; Drosophilidae
Exons: 1
Coding region: 55-1479 (474 amino acids)
Molecular function (GO): oxidoreductase activity
Source: RefSeq, a predicted model, not a curated record